Molecule: messenger RNA, 1935 nt
Organism: Homo sapiens (human)
Lineage: Eukaryota; Metazoa; Chordata; Mammalia; Primates; Hominidae
Gene: CDKN1C
Product: cyclin dependent kinase inhibitor 1C
Exons: 3
Coding region: 287-1237 (316 amino acids)
Biological process (GO): regulation of cell cycle
Cellular component (GO): nucleus
Molecular function (GO): cyclin-dependent protein serine/threonine kinase inhibitor activity
Source: RefSeq, marked reviewed
CCACAGGCCAAGUGCGCUGUGCUCGAGGGGUGCCGGCCAGGCCUGAGCGAGCGAGCUAGCCAGCAGGCAUCGAGGGGGCGCGGCUGCCGUCCGGACGAGACAGGCGAACCCGACGCAGAAGAGUCCACCACCGGACAGCCAGGUAGCCGCCGCGUCCCUCGCACACGCAGAGUCGGGCGGCGCGGGGUCUCCCUUGCGCCCGGCCUCCGCCCUCUCCUCCUCUCCUUUCCCCUUCUUCUCGCUGUCCUCUCCUCUCUCGCUGCCCGCGUUUGCGCAGCCCCGGGCCAUGUCCGACGCGUCCCUCCGCAGCACAUCCACGAUGGAGCGUCUUGUCGCCCGUGGGACCUUCCCAGUACUAGUGCGCACCAGCGCCUGCCGCAGCCUCUUCGGGCCGGUGGACCACGAGGAGCUGAGCCGCGAGCUGCAGGCCCGCCUGGCCGAGCUGAACGCCGAGGACCAGAACCGCUGGGAUUACGACUUCCAGCAGGACAUGCCGCUGCGGGGCCCUGGACGCCUGCAGUGGACCGAAGUGGACAGCGACUCGGUGCCCGCGUUCUACCGCGAGACGGUGCAGGUGGGGCGCUGCCGCCUGCUGCUGGCGCCGCGGCCCGUCGCGGUCGCGGUGGCUGUCAGCCCGCCCCUCGAGCCGGCCGCUGAGUCCCUCGACGGCCUCGAGGAGGCGCCGGAGCAGCUGCCUAGUGUCCCGGUCCCGGCCCCGGCGUCCACCCCGCCCCCAGUCCCGGUCCUGGCUCCAGCCCCGGCCCCGGCUCCGGCUCCGGUCGCGGCUCCGGUCGCGGCUCCGGUCGCGGUCGCGGUCCUGGCCCCGGCCCCGGCCCCGGCUCCGGCUCCGGCUCCGGCCCCGGCUCCAGUCGCGGCCCCGGCCCCAGCCCCGGCCCCGGCCCCGGCCCCGGCCCCCGCCCCGGCCCCGGCCCCGGACGCGGCGCCUCAAGAGAGCGCCGAGCAGGGCGCGAACCAGGGGCAGCGCGGCCAGGAGCCUCUCGCUGACCAGCUGCACUCGGGGAUUUCGGGACGUCCCGCGGCCGGCACCGCGGCCGCCAGCGCCAACGGCGCGGCGAUCAAGAAGCUGUCCGGGCCUCUGAUCUCCGAUUUCUUCGCCAAGCGCAAGAGAUCAGCGCCUGAGAAGUCGUCGGGCGAUGUCCCCGCGCCGUGUCCCUCUCCAAGCGCCGCCCCUGGCGUGGGCUCGGUGGAGCAGACCCCGCGCAAGAGGCUGCGGUGAGCCAAAGCCCAAAGAGCCCCGAGGGAACCUGCCGGGGCAGCGGACGUUGGAAGGGCGCUGGGCCUCGGCUGGGACCGUUCAUGUAGCAGCAACCGGCGGCGGCUGCCGCAGAGCAGCGUUCGGUUUUGUUUUUAAAUUUUGAAAACUGUGCAAUGUAUUAAUAACGUCUUUUUAUAUCUAAAUGUAUUCUGCACGAGAAGGUACACUGGUCCCAAGGUGUAAAGCUUUAAGAGUCAUUUAUAUAAAAUGUUUAAUCUCUGCUGAAACUCAGUGCAAAAAAAAGAAAAAAGAAAAAAAAAAGGAAAAAAUAAAAAAACCAUGUAUAUUUGUACAAAAAGUUUUUAAAGUUAUACUAACUUAUAUUUUCUAUUUAUGUCCAGGCGUGGACCGCUCUGCCACGCACUAGCUCGGUUAUUGGUUAUGCCAAAGGCACUCUCCAUCUCCCACAUCUGGUUAUUGACAAGUGUAACUUUAUUUUCAUCGCGGACUCUGGGGAAGGGGGUCACUCACAAGCUGUAGCUGCCAUACAUGCCCAUCUAGCUUGCAGUCUCUUCGCGCUUUCGCUGUCUCUCUUAUUAUGACUGUGUUUAUCUGAAACUUGAAGACAAGUCUGUUAAAAUGGUUCCUGAGCCGUCUGUACCACUGCCCCGGCCCCUCGUCCGCCGGGUUCUAAAUAAAGAGGCCGAAAAAUGCUGCAA